Messenger RNA from Homo sapiens (human), 3720 nucleotides. RefSeq lists its product as uncharacterized. The coding region runs from base 1 to 879 and encodes 292 amino acids. The transcript is spliced from 3 exons. The record is from RefSeq and is a predicted model, not a curated record. Lineage: Eukaryota; Metazoa; Chordata; Mammalia; Primates; Hominidae.
AUGGACCAUCACAGGCUUGCGGAUGAUCAGCCCAUCUUUGAUCAGCUUCCGGAUCUGCUGACGGGAGUUGGCAUUGGGAGGGCUCGGGGACGGGAAACCCACUCUCAGCCCGCUCCACUUCGCCGAAGAAUUCCAAACCACCCCAGGCUCAGCAGUGUGGAUUGCUCCGCCCAGAGACCGUGGAGGAGGCAGCAGAGAGGUCACAGAGCACAGCAGGCGGGAGAAAACCGCCUCCCGCGAGGUCCAACAGAAACCACGGAGCUCCGGACACUCGGGAUCCCGGGCCGCGGGCGCGCGGCCAGAGCGGCGGGGUGCGAGCGCGGGGGUGCGGACUCACCUCGCGCUUGGGGUGGCCGGGAGCGCGCGCCGCCUCAGUUCCGCGGCUUCCGGCCACAGAGUCCCCGCGCAAAGCGCCGCCGCGUAGCGGGAGGGGCGACCGCGGCAGGCGCUCGGGUUCUUCCUAACCCGAGCCCGCCGCGCUGGCUCCGCCGAGGACGCCAGCAGCUGCAGGCAGCGCUUCAGCUCUCGCCGCCUCGCCAUCGUUGGGGCGAGUCGUCGCCGGGUCACUCCCUUAUUAUGACCUUCGAAUCUGACAGCAGGGCCAGCGGUGGCCUCCUUCAGGCUGCCUCUCCAGCCCUUACCAAGAUGGCCGCCCCUGUGGGCCGGGGCGCCGAAGCCAUCUUGGUAAAGGAAGCGCCUGGGAGCACGCGGCCUGCCCCGGCCCGCCUCGCGACUCAAACACUCUGCAGGGACCCUCCUAAGAUCAAAUUGGUUCCCCCCGCUGUCCUAAGCCAGAGGCUUACUUUCAGAUCGCAUGAACGCAUUCCUGGACACCAGCCACAGUUGCUAAAACUAAAUGGGAUCCUGCAGACCCAUUGACGGACUGUCAUAGCCAACUCAAUCACAGUCGAGAAGCAUUUGAAUACUUACAGCCUAUGGCGCUAGGAUCCUGGUAGCGAAGAAACUAAACUCUAAUUUGAAAUGUUGUACAGUACGUAUUGAAUAUUAAUGGGAGCACGGCAUUGUUCACUGUGUGAUCGUUUACUUUUAAAAUGAUGUCACAGCCCCCUGGUACACACGGUUCUCAUCUAAAUUUGCAUCUUUUUUAACGCUAGGAUAACUAUGAAAGAGCAUACGAUUGUGAUUCUGAGUUUCUUACUGGAUUUGCUUUUUAAACUGCAGAAUGAAAUUAGUUGUUUCAAGAAGUAAAGUACAGGCAUGUCGAAGUAAAAUUCAACAAUGGGUUGUUGGGCAAAAAGAUUAUAAAAGUCCUGGGGUGUGCCAGGGUCAAAAAAAAAAAAAAAAGCUUGUCCCUGGGGUUAUCUUGGCAAAAAAGAAACCACCACCACAGGUUCUAAAUGCAGAUAAGACUGGCAGAAAAAUGCAGACCAAACUAUUCUGCAUUUUGAAAGUGAAUGUGCCUGUGUGACAUUGGAGGAAUGUAAAGAACUGUAUGUCAAGUGUGGACUUUAUCUCCUCAGGCUAGCUUAGAGUGGCUGCUGAACUUAAGGGUGAUUAAGAGCUGCUUGCACCUGGGUGGAGCUGAAACUGCAUAAGGUGAAUAAUACCUUUGUGCAACAGAAGAAAAAAAAAAAAGUAACAGCAUACAUACAAACCCAAAGGGGUCUGUACAGUAAAAGGAAAAGAUAAUGAGGUAACAAGUAAUGCAGAAUGUCUCUCUGAUCACAAGUCAAAAUGUGGAAGUGCGUUUCACACAUCAAAGGUGGGACUUCGUUCCUGGCACUGAUCUCUAUUUGAGCUCCGCUUUUGUAGACUCUACAACAAUUAGGUUAGCUCAUGAAUGCUAAUUUAUCCCACAGGGCACAGUAGAUAUACAGUAAUGGCUAGAAAAUGGUUUGAAACUUUAACCUGGGAUGCCAGAGGUUUGCCUCCCAGACCCCCACUUGUCUCCUCUGCUUGGCCCCAGCUUGGCUGCAGUGCAGGCAACCAGAGCAGGACUCACCCUAUCUCCCCUCUCCCUGGAAGAGAAACAGAAAGAGCGUGAUGAUGAUGGAUGGAGGAAGGGAGAAGUGAAUCAAGGUGCAAGACUGAGAGCUGAUGAAGAGUCAUGAAAUAUCUUGGAGAAAAUUUUCUCAAAUACCCUUUUUUCCUGGAGUUACUCAAGCACAAGAUACAUUUCUGGAGUCAGCCAAGAAACAGGCCCAUGGAAUUUUAAGAGUCAAGAAAACAAAAGAAAUCCAGGCUUAGCCAGCCUAUAGAUUUGUGUAUGGGCAUGAUACAAAGCAUUAAUGAUACAUUUGUUCUUUAUGCCCCAAAAUUAGAAGACUGAUACACCAUCAAGGAAAACCCCCAGAAAAGGGAAAAGCCUUACAAUAGCAAAUAAAAAGAGCCCUACAAAACUAGCCUUUACCAAGUUCUAGGGACUGUCUAAGGAUAUCACAUAUACUACCUUGUUUAAUUCUCACAGGCGCCUACAAGAUGCAUCCUUUCAUUAUCCUCAAUUUGUAGGAGAAAGAACUCAGAGAGGCUGAGGAAACUUGCUCAAGGUUAUAUCACUAGUUAGCGGUGGAGCUGGGGUGUGAACUCAGACCACUGUUCCUAACCCUUGACACUACACUGUCUUGUGAGAUGGACAAUUCAUAAAAGAUAACAACAUGAGUUUUUUUCCCUUAAAACUAAAAAUUGCUUCCUUGAAAAUAAAGAUGCUUAGAGCCGACCCUAAGAAUCACAGCCCAUCCUAAGAAAGUAUGUUCAGUGCAAUUGAGUGUGGCAAAUUAUGGGGAUUAACUUGAAUUCUCUUUAUGUAUUACAAAGUAAGUCAUUAGUAGACUUUGGAACUCUGUUGUUAGUAACAAAUGUCUUACACCCCAGCUCAUUGCAACACCCCAGUGUGCUGUGAUACCACCAUGGCUGGGAACCAUUGGCCUGGAAAAUAGACCUAGGCAGAAAGAUAUUUAUGUAACUGAGUUGAAGAAGGUAGCUGGAAGGUGCAUGAAGCUAGACAUUGGCAGUGUGUGUCAGGUGCUACAGCUUAGGGCCUUCCUGGAAAAUGGGCAGGAAAAAUAGACGGUGACAAAACAAACACAUCAGUAUUAUGGGUAAGCCUGCAGAGAUAAGUUCUGGGGCAUUCUGCUGCCUGCCAAGACUACAUAAGUCCCAGGAGCCACAGCAUUUGUUGCAUAAGAUUAAAUCACUCCAAGCUGAGAAUUUCCCCCUUUAAAGGAAUAAAUGGCAAGCCAUGGGGGAAAGAAUGAGCCAACGCUUCUAGGACAUGUGUGCCUCCACUUAGGCAUUUUGGUCCCUUGACCCUCCAAGACAUUGAUGUGACUUUGGCCAAGUCACUGGUUGUUACCAAGAGGGGAUGAAAUACAUGUUUCCCUAAAUCCCUUCCAACUCAAAAAAUAUGGGAUACUUUGAAUAAAAUGAGAUUGGUACAAAAUUCUGAUUACCUUUGAGAAUGUCUAGCUCUGAUUGCUAGAUUUUCACUGCAUAUUUUCCUCUAGCCUUCAAUUAUCUCCCAAUAAUUUACCCCCAAAUCUUUAUUACUUCAAAUGAAUAGACUUUUCAUAGAGCCCUACUGCAUCUCUAGUCCACAGACACUAAGACAUACAUUAGCAUUAUUAAAUUGUAAGCCAAAGACAUAUCUAUAUAUCUAAAUACUGUGUUUGCAUGCUUUCCCUGAUCAUUAUGUACUUUUUCCCCAUUCCAUUACCACUUAAAAUGCAUUUUGUGAUAUUUCAUUAAAGAGGCAUAAUUACA